Setaria italica (foxtail millet) is the source of this 1556-nucleotide messenger RNA. RefSeq names its product ervatamin-B. Gene Ontology annotation, molecular function: cysteine-type endopeptidase activity. Lineage: Eukaryota; Viridiplantae; Streptophyta; Magnoliopsida; Poales; Poaceae. The record is from RefSeq and is a predicted model, not a curated record. Gene Ontology annotation, cellular component: lysosome. The transcript has 2 exons. The coding region runs from base 219 to 1361 and encodes 380 amino acids.
GGAGUGUCUGUCUGACUGGCUCUCUCAAGCAGAAGCAGCUGCAGCACGGCUUUUGGCUUGACUUGUCCGUCCCCUCUCCAAUCACAAUAAUCCUGUACGCACAUCCAUCUCAGCACCACACGUUUAUCCACCUCGCUCUCAAUCAUUUGUGUCAUCUCAUCCUGUUACUAUAAGCAGCGUAAACCACUGGGCUAAGCCAACCAUCCAGGUCGUCAUCCAUGGCGUCCACCUCCACCAACCGCGGCUCGCCGCCACGCGUGCUCCUCCUCCUCCUGCUCGCCGCCGUGUUCCUCCACGGCUGCUCGUCGGCGACGGCCGCCCACGGACGCGCCGGCGGCGGCAGCACGAUGAUGGUAGAGCGGUUCCAGCGGUGGAAGGCGGAGUACAACAGGUCCUACGCCACGGCCGCGGAGGAGCGGCGCCGGUUCCGGGUGUUCGCGCGCAACUUGGCCUACAUCGAGGCCACCAACGCCGAGGCGGAGGCGGCGGGGCUCACCUACGAGCUCGGCGAGACCGCCUUCACCGACCUCACCAACGAGGAGUUCACGGCCAUGUACACGGCGGCGGCGCCGCUGCCGCCCGCGGACGACGAGGAUGUCGCGGCGGUGAUCACCACGCGCGCGGGGCCGGUCGACGCCGGCGGCGUCAGGGGCGCCGCGGCGGGGCAGCAGCUGACGGCGUACGUGAACCUGUCCGCCGGCGCGCCGGCGAGCGUGGACUGGCGCGCCAGCGGCGCCGUGACGCCGGUCAAGAACCAAGGCCGAUGUGGGUCGUGCUGGGCCUUCUCGACGGUGGCGACGGUGGAAGGCAUCUACCAGAUCCGGACGGGGAAGCUGGUGUCCCUGUCGGAGCAGGAGCUGGUGGACUGCGACACGCUGGACCACGGCUGCGACGGCGGGAUCAGCUACCGCGCGCUGCGGUGGAUCGCCGACAACGGCGGCAUCACCACGGAGGCCGACUACCCGUACACGGCGGCGACGGGCGUCUGCGACACGGCCAAGCUCUCCCACAACGCGGUCAGCAUCGCGGGGCUCCGGCGGGUCGCCACCCGGAGCGAGGCGUCGCUGGCGAACGCCGUGGCGGCGCAGCCCGUGGCCGUGUCCAUCGAGGCCGGCGGGGUCAACUUCCAGCACUACAGGAAGGGCGUGUACAACGGGCCGUGCGGGACCAAGCUGAACCACGGCGUCACCGUCGUCGGGUACGGCCAGGAGCCCGGCGGCGGGGAGAGGUACUGGAUCGUCAAGAACUCGUGGGGUGAGCGGUGGGGCGACGGCGGGUACAUCAGGAUGAGGAAGGACGUCGACGGCAAGCCGGAGGGGCUCUGCGGCAUCGCCAUCCGCCCGUCCUACCCGCUGAUGUGACACGAUGUACAUCUUCCUUUCAUUUUAGUCAAAACUUAUGAUCGAGCCAAAAAAAAUUCUUUUUCUUGCUAUUACGUGUACCAGUAGUACUCUUUUUUAAAAAAUAAUUAGUAAUAAUUUGCAGGAACUCGUACGUGUAAGCCUUGAACUUAUGUGCGUGAAAACGAUUUGCAAAUGAAGGUAGGCAUUGUGUCA